GAGUAAGUCAAUGCAGAAGUGUGUGCACCAGGCAUCGCCAGCGAGGAGGACACGGUGAGCCUGAUGGUACAGAUUGGCCUUCUCAUCAGUUUUAGGUUACUUAGAAGAGCUGGAAUAGAUUUAUUACCGUAUAUUUGAACAAGCAUACAUCCCUAACAUCCAGUUUUCUAGAAUAGUUUAAUUGCAUGUAGUAUUUUCUAAUAUUUUGUGUGGAAUAAUGGUACAAGUUAAAUAAAAAGUAAAUAAAAUGUUUAUUUUUAAUAUUUUUCAUUUAACCUGAAAUAUUUCUGUCCCUCCAUUGUUCUUACAGCCCAAUGCUUCAAAAGUUCAUAAAGACAUCAGAAAUCUAUAUAAAUCAUAUGAAGAAACUCUAUUACUUUAUAUGAUGAACAUAUUUCAUUUAGACGUUAUUUCAUUUAAAUAAUUCACUUUUUUCAUUAGCCUAAAUUAAAGGGAUGGUGCACACAAAAAAUGAAAAUUCUGUCAUUAAUUACUCACCUUCAUGUCGUUCCAAACCUACAAGACCUUCAUUCGUCUUCAGAACACAAAUUAAGAUAUUUUUGAUGAAAGAGCUUUCUGACCCUGUGUAGACAACAACACAACUGACAUGUUCAAGGCCCAGAAAGAGUUUGUGUGGACACUACAAGCUACAUGGCAUCUCGUCCACGUUCGUUUGGACAUGGACCCGGAGUUUGACCAGCCCGUGUGCAAGAAGAAGAAGCUGUGGGAGACUGUGGCUGAGAGAGUGACUGCAAAACUGAGAGCUGAGGAAGGCACCGAUGUCUCCGUCAAAGCCUUCGAAUGCGACCUGAAGUGGAGAAACAUGUUAGCGACGUAUCGCAAAAAUGCUGAGCGAGCCAAAAGACUGGGAACCAAUAGUGUUCACUGGGAGUUCUUCAAGGAGAUGCACGAAGUGCUGGGAAGGAGCUACGAGGAGGUCGAGGCUCAGCGCAAGGCCAAGCUCAAUGGCACCAAGCUGGGCAAGGCCAUAGCCAGCAAACGAUUCACCCCGAUACUUCCCACACCCACUGCUACAGCACCACAGUUACCCAACACUAGGCCUCCUCAGGAUUUGCUGCAGUUGUACCUGGAGCUGCAGGAGAGGAAGCUAAACAUGUGGGCUCAGCAGAAAGCUCUGGAAGAGAGGAAGAUCGAGGCUAUCAAUAAUUUGGCACGUGCCAUUACUUGCCUGUCCCAGAACAAUACCAUACCAGUGCCCAAAGAGUGUUUGACAGACACCCCCGUUUCGCCAGGAAUUCCCAGGAAUUAGUUGUGUGCUAAUCAUUGUCUUUUUGGAUGAGAAAUUGAUUAUUAUUUUUAAAGAAAUGUGAAAUAUCUUGCACCCUUUUCAGAGAAUUGAAGAGUUUAAUUCAACAGCGACUUGUUGAAAUAUGCUUGGUUUUCCUUUCCUUCAUUAUUAAUUGUUGCCACAUUCAUGUAAAAUGAGUAAAGGACAAGUUGUACAUAGUCUUUUUGUGUUUUAAUAAAAGAAUGUU
Molecule: messenger RNA, 1496 nt
Organism: Labeo rohita (rohu)
Lineage: Eukaryota; Metazoa; Chordata; Actinopteri; Cypriniformes; Cyprinidae
Exons: 2
Coding region: 608-1270 (220 amino acids)
Source: RefSeq, a predicted model, not a curated record